UGUGGUUUACUGCCUCCAUCCCCCGUCACCUGUAUCUGUACCUUUAGACUUAGUGAGAUAGCAAAAAUAUCCAAAUAGGCCAAAAAAUUGUGGCAAUGUUCUCUAACUCAAGAAAAUUCUGUGUGUUUCCUCCAAUGGCCAAGGGAAUGCUUGUGAAACUAUAAAAGUUAGUCUCAGUACUCAAAGCUCAGACUAGCUAUUCCCAGAUCUCAUCCGGUACAUCUGGUCCAUUCAUAAAGGGCUCUUAAUCAGCCAAGUGGUUUACUAAAAAAGACAAUUCACAUACAUAUAAUUCUCUUAAAAAUUUUAUGCUUCAAGGGAGUGCAAAUAGAAGAAAAUCUGUACUCCUCAUUCUCUGAAAAUUGCUGUUGUCUCUUGCAGUUAUGAAGAAGGUAACUGAAGAGUCUAUUUCCUGGAAUGAAUCAACAAGUGAAACAAAUAACUCCAUGGUGACUGAAUUCAUUUUUCUGGGUCUCUCUGAUUCUCAGGAACUCCAGAUUUUCCUAUUUGUGUUGUUUUUUGUAUUCUAUGGAGGAAUCGUGUUUGGAAACCUUCUUAUUGUCAUAACAGUGGUAUCUGACUCUCACCUUCACUCUCCCAUGUACUUCCUGCUAGCCAAUCUUUCACUCAUUGAUCUGUCUUUGUCUUCUGUCACAGCCCCCAAGAUGAUUACUGACUUUUUCAGGGAGUGCAAAGUCAUCUCUUUCAAGGGCUGCCUUGUUCAGAUAUUUCUCCUUCACUUCUUUGGUGGCAGUGAGUUGGUGAUCCUCAUAGCCAUGGCCUUUGACAGAUAUGUAGCAAUAUGCAAACCUCUACACUAUACCACAAUUAUAUGUGGCAACACAUGUGUCAGUAUUGUGGCUGUUGCAUGGGGAAUUGGCUUUCUCCAUUCAGUGAGCCAGUUGGCCUUUGCAGUGCACUUACCCUUCUGUGGUCCCAAUGAGGUCGAUAGCUUUUAUUGUGACCUUCCUAGGGUAAUCAAACUUGCCUGUACAGAUACCUACAGGCUAGAUAUUAUGGUCAUUGCUAACAGCGGUGUGCUCACUGUGUGUUCUUUUGCUCUAAUCAUCUCAUACACUAUCAUCCUAAUGACCAUCCAGCGCCACCCUUCAGAUAGGUCAUCCAAGGCUCUGUCCACUUUGACUGCUCACAUCACAGUAGUUCUUUUGUUCUUUGGACCAUGUGUCUUUAUUUAUGCCUGGCCAUUUCCCAUCAAGUCAUUAGAUAAAUUCCUUGCUGUAUUUUAUUCUGUGAUCACCCCUCUCUUGAACCCAAUUAUAUACACACUAAGGAACAAAGACAUGAAGACUGCAAUAAGACGGCUAAGAAAAUGGGAAGUACAUUCUAGUGUAAAGUCUUAGAUCUUAUAUAAUUGUGAGAUUCAUCUCAGAUGACAUAAAAUAUAGUGAAGUUGGUAAGUUAGUAAAGCUCAUGAAAACUGUGCCUUCUAUUCCCUAUUAAUACUUAAAUUAAUAAUUUAAUGAUAGCCUAGGAGCUUUCACAUACAUUGCCUCAAUUUAUCUUUCAACAACUUGAGUGUUAUAUUUUAG
Messenger RNA from Cebus imitator (Panamanian white-faced capuchin), 1550 nucleotides. Its product is annotated as olfactory receptor 4F4-like. Gene Ontology annotation, cellular component: membrane. Gene Ontology annotation, molecular function: G protein-coupled receptor activity; olfactory receptor activity. Lineage: Eukaryota; Metazoa; Chordata; Mammalia; Primates; Cebidae. Gene Ontology annotation, biological process: G protein-coupled receptor signaling pathway. The record is from RefSeq and is a predicted model, not a curated record.